Molecule: messenger RNA, 870 nt
Organism: Lachancea meyersii CBS 8951
Lineage: Eukaryota; Fungi; Ascomycota; Saccharomycetes; Saccharomycetales; Saccharomycetaceae
Source: the annotation of a GenBank genome assembly
AUGAGUGAAAGUAGACCGAGCAGUCAGGAUAGACCCAGCAUUUCACAGCAAACUGUGCAGACGGGAUCGGAUAAUGUGAGCAGUGGCGGCUCUCGCGGUUCAGAACGCGUUGAAAGGGCCCUUGAAAGACUCUCCAGGGACGAAGAGCCGCCCAGGGGUACAGUGGUGUACGAAGACGACAUAAGUGAGAUCCUGGUGGGCAUCAAGCGUCUGAUUGUCGGGCACGACAGCUUGAACUCGCAAGUGCAGCAAAUGGACUCGAAAACGGCUCAAACACAGCUGGAUCUUAAGUCACUGGUGACGCGCAGCGCCAACAACAACAGACAUCUACAGGAUCUGCUGGUGUCGAACCAAGAGGGCAGGAGCCGUGGGAGGGCCGUGGGAGAGCUCUCACAGUCCACAAUUCCGGAUCAAGCCGAGUCAGACGAGAUAAACCGCCUCCGUCAGGAACUGGAGCUCUACAAGCAGCAACACGCACAUCUGACUGCAAUCAACGCACAGAUCGCGCAAAAGCAGCACGAGCUGGCAGACGUGCAAACGCAGUGCGCACUCGUGGUCGCCAAACUCGCAGAAAUGCAGCGGGAGUUCGAAAAGCUGCAACGCGAUCACAAAGAACUUGACGCGCAAAUCGACCGUACGCUGCUGGAAAAAUGCAAAGCCGUUGAAAACAACCUCGCAGUCUCCGCCGCGAGCUUCCUGCCGUCCAAGAUCCCCACGAGCAGCGUGCCGAUGACCAAAAUGAACCAAAUCACCAGCAUGCUGCGCAAAAACCAGACCAACGGCCGGAGGGUCGUUUCCCUCAAUGCAGCCGAUAGCAUGCUCAGCUACGCACCGUCCAACAACUCAGAAGACAACCUGGACGAAGAUUAG